AUGGAAGCAGAAACUAGAGCGAGCGGCAGUAAUGGUAGUGAUGCCAAGUCACCUCUGCUGUGGAAGCGCGGUGGCAGUGGGCGCAGCCGCCGUGGUCUCAGUCGCCGGAAUUCCGUAAACUCACUACGCAGCGAUUUCGUUUCCAGGCUUCCAGAUAAGGUCCGGGCAGCAGCUGACCCCGAGACCCCUUCAGCUGUUCAUCUUUCGACAAUUCAGGGUUUAAGUGGAGGAGAAAAGGAUUAUUACGAAAGACAAUUUGCUACCUUAAGGUCAUUCGAGGAAGUCGAUUGCGUGGUGUCGUCCGAUGGCUUGGACGAGGAGGAUUUGGAAGAGCAAUCACAACACGAGAGAGCUAUGAGGAUAUCCAAUUAUGCAAAUAUUUUGCUGCUGGCAUUUAAAAUAUAUGCCACGGUCAAGAGUGGAUCACUAGCCAUUGCUGCAUCGACCCUUGAUUCAUUGCUUGAUCUAAUGGCUGGGGGCAUACUUUGGUUUACCCACCUCUCGAUGAAAAAUGUUAACAUCUACAAAUAUCCAAUCGGAAAGUUGAGGGUGCAGCCAGUUGGAAUUAUUGUCUUUGCUGCUAUAAUGGCCACUCUUGGGUUCCAGGUUCUGGUCCAGGCUGUAGAGAAAUUAAUCGAAGAUAAACAAACUGAAAAAAUGACUUCUAAUCAAAUGGAAUGGUUAUUCUCAAUUAUGCUUUCUGCUACAGUGGCAAAACUUGGUUUGUGGAUUUACUGCAAGAGUUCGGGAAACAAAAUUGUCCGUGCCUAUGCCAAGGACCAUUAUUUUGAUGUGAUAACAAAUGUCGUAGGAUUGGUGGCAGCCAUCCUUGGUGAUAAGUUCUUCUGGUGGAUUGAUCCAGCUGGUGCCAUCAUCCUAGCAAUUUAUACGAUUUUGAAUUGGUCUAAAACAGUUCUAGAAAAUGCAGAGUCAUUGGUGGGACAAUCGGCUCCUCCCGAAGUACUGCAAAAAUUGACGUAUCUUGUAAUAAGGCACCCUCGGGUCAAGCGUAUUGACACGGUCCGCGCUUACACAUUCGGCGUCUUGUAUUUUGUUGAGGUUGAUAUUGAGCUCCCAGAAGAUUUGCCCCUCAAAGAAGCUCACACCAUUGGAGAGUCUCUGCAGAUUAAGCUUGAGAAACUUAGAGAAGUUGAGAGAGCAUUUGUUCAUCUCGACUAUGAAUGUGAACACAAACCAGAGCAUUCUGUUUUAAGUCGGCUGCCAAACAGUGAGCCUUGA
Molecule: messenger RNA, 1239 nt
Organism: Striga hermonthica
Lineage: Eukaryota; Viridiplantae; Streptophyta; Magnoliopsida; Lamiales; Orobanchaceae
Source: the annotation of a GenBank genome assembly